GAAGCUGUUUGGUACAAAGAGAGAAGCUGGAGUCGCGCAGUUCUAGUAGUUUUACUUCAAACUGCAGUCGAGUUGUUAGAAAGUAACCAGAAUGGAUCCGUUUACUGAGAAACUGUUGGAGCGAACUCGAGCUCGCAGAGAGAACCUCCAGAAGAAACUCGCAGAAAGAACCAAUGCAGCGAACAGACAGGUGGUGAAAAGGCCUCGAGAGCCACUGACUGACACAAACAUUGUGAUCAGCGAGUCUCUUAUUGAUAAAGUGCCCCAGACGUCCACAAAGCCAUCUCCCUCGAAGCGCAAGUGCUCUGGAGAAAAUGUCCAACCUGCAGCUGAUGAAGAGAACCAGGAGCCGGUGAUGCCACAAGCUCCUCUUCUCUCAGAUCCUCCCACAGACAAAAAGCCCCCAGUGGGUCCAGCCAGCAUCCGGCCUUUCUCCUCCUCGGAGAAGACUUCAGGAAAGCCUGUUCUGCAGUCUCAGGCAGUGCAGCUGAAAGCGGAACGCCCAGAACCCGACAAGGUGGCUGUCUGCACUGCUCUUGUUCCUCCAAGCAGAACAGAAGCACAGAUAGGAGCCGCCAAUCCAGCUCCUCAGAGUAACACAGAGGAUCCAGCUCCAUCUGCUGCUGGCAUGAAAUCACGCUUAAAAAACCUGGCAGAGCAGAGGAAGUGCUGGAACACUGACGAUGCUUGUGAUGUACCUUCAGACUGUAUUCCUGUAUCCACGAUAAAGAGACCGUUUGAUGCCCAACCAGCUGCCAGUCCCUCUGUCUCCUCAGAAAUUUCCCUUGGGAGGAGAGGCAGACUGGCCAACCUGGCUGCAACCAUUGGUUCCUGGGAGGAUGAUCUCAGCCAUGCUAAAACCCCCAAAGAGAAAGCAAAGGAGACGCUCGCUGCUUCGUCUAGUCCCAGAUUUACAGUCAGAGGUGCUGCGGCUUCCAGCACUAAACCCAGCGUUUCGGUGACCAGUUCAACCGUGAGGAGCAAGUGCACGGGCAUCUCCAAGCAGCAGGCUGCGUUUUCUCCAAGCCUUCAAAAAGCCGACUUGGUAUCCAGUCCUCAGAAGUGCUCCAACCAGGGCGCGACAGUGUCCUCUAUUCAUCAGAAGACCUCGGUUGAGGAACCGGCCCUCUUAUCUAGUCAGCAGAAGGCCAGCUCCUCCAUGUCAGCGCUUCAAAGUCCCCAAAAACAUCAGGCCCUGUCCAAAGGCCCAAAUGUCUCCUGCAGUCCCCAGAAGCUGGAGCUUUGCGCCAAGCCCAGCUCAUCUGACCUUCCAGCCUCGAGGGAAAAGGUUACUACAGGAGCUUUUGGAGUGAAAUCUUUGCGGGAGCGCAUCAACCAGAGCUCACCUGCUCGAGUCGGAGUACAGACCAGCGCUGCCUCUGUGAGUCCAAACACCAGGUCGGUACAGGAGAGACUCAGAGCUGCCCAGGCUACAAACACAACCACCGCUGACAUCACUAUGAGGCAGAAACUGGAGCGUGAGAGUGAGCUGGCUCAAAUUUGCAGUCGCUUCCAGCAGAGGAGCAAAAUGUGGAAGGACAAAGAAGGAGGAGCGGACACUAAGGAAGAGGUCGUAAAGCCUGUUGAGAGAGAAGUGAUCUCAUCUGAGCCGCCGGAUGAAUUCCCUGCACCAUGUAAGAAAUCUGACGCAGGCGGCGAGUGCGCUCCUUCAGGUCGUCAGCUGAUGAGCUCCCCUCCAGUGUUGACCUCCAGCCCCCUGAAAGUGGCUGUUCACACUACAGAUAAGUUGACUGAAGAGACCCCAGAGGAGAAAAGAGAAGAAAACGUGGAUCAGUCUGUCAAUUCUACCGUCAUCAACGAGCUGUUUGGAGAUCUAGAACAGAGUGAAGAUCCCAGCGGUGAUGAGGAAGAUGCUUUAAACAUCUCCUCGAUGUCCCUCCUCACUCCACUGGCAGAGACUGUGGCCGCUGUGGUAAACAGUCCAGAAAAAAGAAUGAUGACAUCCACUCCAGCCAACUCUUUCAUUAUGAAGAGCACAACUCCCGACGAUGUCGCCAUAGCCAAAAGCUUCCAGACCUCCUCAGAUGGAGAUGGUGCAAGUGUCUCAAGUGAGGACCACAAGCUUCCCUACAGUAUCGAUGCAUACAGGUCAACCAGGGUGAAGAACACCGAGAGGCCCAGUGUGAAGCAGGUUAUUGUGAGAAAAGAAGACGUUUCUAAGAGAGCCGAGGAGCCCCGAGCAUCCAGCCUGUUCAGUGUCAAACAGAAGAUAAAGAUUCUGACAAAUGAAAUCAACCUGCAGCAGACGGUUAUCUAUCAAGCCAGCCAGGCACUCAACUGCUGCACAGAUGAAGAACACGGGAAAGGCUCGCAGGUGGAGGCUGAGGCAGAGAGGCUGCUGCUGGUGGCAAGCGAAAAGAGAGAAGCACUGAAGGUGGAGCUGGACCAGCUGAAAGGAAAUCCAGGAGGAAGGAAAGAGGGGCCUGCAGCCCCGCAGCCAAUGGCCUCCAAAGGCUGCAUCACCCUGCAGGAGCUACGCCUGCCUCUCAAGGCAGUUGUCUGUUCCACUGCCAAUAAACCAGAGUCUACCAAACAUUCAUUUUUCAUCAUGAUCAGGGCGGGAGCAGAGAACAUUGUGGCCACGCCUUUAGCCACGACACACCGUGGCCUGAGUGGCGACACCCUCACCUUCCCCACCAAGUUCACUAUAUCUGACGUUGACAGUGGCUUUGACAUCAGUGUAGAAGUAUACUGUCUGGUGCAGAAACGGGAAAUCUGCAGUGACAAGAAGAAGAAAACCAACAAGUCGAAGGCUAUCACUCCAAAGAAGUUCCUUGCCAUCACUAAGACGACACAGACACCAGUUGUGGCCAGUCCUGGAGGCCCCAAUGCGGUUCGCACCAGUAACUUUGCUCUGAUUGGAGCAUACAAGCUCACCCUGGCUUCAAUUGGGAAGACCCAGUUUCCUUUGGAGAAGGUGCCAUUCCUGUGCCCUUUGGAGGGCCACAUCUACCUUAAGAUGCACUGUGAAGUGGGCUCAAAGGUGGAGGAAAGGGGCUUCCUGACGAUGUUUGAAGAUGUUAGUGGGUUUGGAGCUUGGCACAGACGAUGGUGCGUCCUGUCAGGAUACUGCAUCUCCUACUGGACUUACCCAGACGACGAAAAGAGAAAGAAUCCCAUUGGUCGCAUCAAUCUGUCCAACUGCACAAGUAAGGCAGUGGAGCCAGCCAGCAGAGAGUUCUGUGCCCGACCCAACACGUUUGAGCUCAUCACCAUCAGACCACGGAGAGACGAUGACAGAGAAACGCUUGUCAGCCAGUGCCAGAACACCACGUGUGUCACUAGAAAUUGGCUGAGUGCUGACACCAAGGAGGAGAGAAAUCUGUGGAUGAAGAAGCUGAACCAGAUUCUGGUGGACCUGCGGAUGUGGCAGCCAGAUGCCUGUAACAGACCGCUGCCCAACUAAUCCCUUUGUAUUCUUUGGACUGCUGAUGAUGCAUGGCUUACUAAGUGCAAUAUACUAUCAUACCAGUUGGAUAUUUGAGUAGGAUCAUUGAUCACAGGAGGUGAAAUAAACAUCCGACACAUGCUAGAACAGGUUUUUCUGCAUUGACGUGGGUGUUGGGUUUUUAUAUAUCUGAUGCAUAAGCCUGGUUUGAUGUGCUUUGGCUGAUGUUGCCACGUUUUUACGUUAAUGCUAAUAUUUAAUAUGCACAUGCUGCAUGGCUUUAAAACUUUUGGUUUCAGUGUUGAAAUUUGAAUGUGCGUGGUGUUCAAAUUCCUCUGUCUCUAAAUAUAUACGUGUGUGUGCGCGCGAGUGAGUGUGUAUAUGUGUCCAUGCUUUAUAACCCCCUCCCCAAAAAGUAUUAUGUUCAAUGGAGAUAACUGGGGAGCCGAUCUGUUACAUAUCCUGCUCUGAAGCCUGAGUCUGCAUAACCAGCAUGCUGGCCCAUGUCCCAGCUGCCUGUCUUACCCUACUGUGCAUGUCUGUGGAAGAGAGAACCAGGCAGGCACAGGUAGAACAUGUCAGCUCCACAAAGAGCUCCAGACAUCAGUGUGAUGCAGCAGUGUUUAACCACUGUGCUUCCAUGUUUCAGUUUUCUUAUUUUUAAUUAAAAUGUAAAGCUUCUGUCAGAUAUAACACAUGGCUCAUCUACACAAAGAAAUUGAGGGGGGGGGGGUUUAAUUUAGGUGACAGUUUUGACCCCUCAGCUGUAAAAGGCUGAUGAGAGCUUGUCACCCUGGCAGGUGGGCAGGCAGCAUGGACAUGCAUAUGAACACAGUGACGUAGGAGUUUAUACGAUCGGUAUAACUAGUGUAGUUUGAAUCGCAGCGACGUGGAGGGGGGAGGUUGAGGUCACUUCACUUGUGACAGUAACUUGAUGAUUUUAAAAUUGAUGCCACCCGUGUA
Maylandia zebra (zebra mbuna) is the source of this 4372-nucleotide messenger RNA. It is a transcript of the gene anln, whose product is annotated as anillin, actin binding protein. Lineage: Eukaryota; Metazoa; Chordata; Actinopteri; Cichliformes; Cichlidae. Gene Ontology annotation, biological process: mitotic cytokinesis; septin ring organization; actomyosin contractile ring assembly. The record is from RefSeq and is a predicted model, not a curated record. Gene Ontology annotation, cellular component: actomyosin contractile ring.